ACAGAAUGCCUUCGAUAUCAAGUGUGCUUAAUGGCUGUUCGAAGCGACUACGAGCAGUGUAUCGGGGGUGUUGGUGCAGCGUUACUGUGUGAUCUUGAGAGGAAUGUCACCGAGGCCAAUCGUCUGAUGCGAUUUUCUCAGAGUAUCGCCGACUGCGAAAACGAUAACGACGUUCACAUUAACCAAUUCAAAGUAGAUUCAUGA
Anisakis simplex (herring worm) is the source of this 204-nucleotide messenger RNA. Lineage: Eukaryota; Metazoa; Nematoda; Chromadorea; Rhabditida; Anisakidae. The record is from the annotation of a GenBank genome assembly.